CCACCAACCACCAUGUGCUGCACAGCCCACACCCAGCCCUCCUCCACUCCCGCCUCCGCCAAGGCCACCACCGGCGACGCGGCGGCGCCCACGAACGCGAGCGCGCCCCAGUGCUGCCACUGCGGCUGGCGCGGCGCGCACGCCCCGGACUGCCCGUUCAAGUAG
This is a messenger RNA of Schizophyllum commune H4-8, 165 nucleotides long. RefSeq lists its product as uncharacterized. NCBI's taxonomy places the organism in Eukaryota, Fungi, Basidiomycota, Agaricomycetes, Agaricales, Schizophyllaceae. The transcript has a single exon. The annotation marks the transcript as partial. The record is from RefSeq and is a predicted model, not a curated record.